Messenger RNA from Symbiodinium pilosum, 1179 nucleotides. NCBI's taxonomy places the organism in Eukaryota, Dinophyceae, Suessiales, Symbiodiniaceae. The record is from the annotation of a GenBank genome assembly.
AUGGCACCAAUGGUCAAGGAUGCCCCAGCUUGCGCUGCAGCUGACGGCGUGCAAGAUCAGAGUUCAGAACCUCAGCUUGGAUGCAUCGAUGCAUGGCAGGGGGACGCCACUGCAGUUCCGUAUGCCGUGUCAUGCCAGUGGCCCAUGCCGAUGCCAAUGCCAAUGGUGCAGUCGUUGCCAUCCUGGUCCUCACCAGUGUGGCCGCAAAUGCCGCAACUCCCACCGGGGACUUACUUUGUUUCCCCUCAGGGCUCUUACUGCUUGGUGGCGCCCAUCAACGUCAACGUCUCAGCAGCUGGGCUGCUGGAGGCACUUGCCCCAAAAUCUGAUGCAGAGCUUCCUGCAGCAAACUCCACAGGUGACAGCGAAGAGCAGAGAUCCACCAGUGCAGAGGAGCACGAAUCCCCGAGGAUGCCAAUGGAAGAGCCUAUGCACGUGAUGCCGCAGGGUGACCUAGCUCCCUGCGGCAGAUUCAAAGACGAGAUGCAGGAUGAGCUGGAGUUGUCGCCACAGAGCGAGAGUGGCGAAGCAGGUGACGAGACAACUGAUGAGCUUGACUUGGAAGAGUUGGAGAGUGCAUUCCACGAUGAGAUCGCGAUGAUGAAUGGUCGCGAGAUGGGCCAAGAGAUUUUGGCAAUGCUAUGGGAGCGCCCCAGCCGCAACUCCAGAAAGCGCAGCAAAAGGACGCAGUAUGAAGAGAGUGUGAUGAGUGUGGAGACCACGUCAAGAUCGUCAAGGUCUGCGAAGCAACGGCUUUGCUGUAACUUCAUUCUGCGAAUGGGAAGCGAUUACGUACCCACGAUCAUCGGCAAGGGCGGCAUCAACACCAGGUCGAUUCACGAAGAAACUGGUUGCAAAGUGCGAGUGCGUGGCAGAGGCUCCGGGCACAAGGAGCAGCACAGCAACCAGGAAGCACCCACGAACCUCAUGCUGGCUGUGACCUCUGAGGCUUCGAACAAGGAAGGCUUCAUAAGCGCUGUCUAUCUGGGCAUUCGCCUCCUGUGGGCUGUAGACAAGCGGUUUCAGUACGACUGCAAAAUGUGGGGGAUCCACUCGUCUUCCCCCGCCUUCUACAUCAGCAUGGAGGACAAAGACUUGAAGGCAGAGCUCGCGGAGGUCCUUGGGAGAGACUUCACUGAGCUUCCAGACACUGAUGAGAUCGGCGAAAGACGCGGCUGA